ACGCCACCUACAUAGAUCGUUCAAGGAGGCGCUGGUUUAAUUCCUGGCAUUAUCGCAAAGAUUGCAGCGCUAAAACACGAAAAAUUGAUUUUGGAAAUUUCUGUAUAUCUUCUGGCGGGAUUCGCAAACAAAUUAUCAGUUCCCCACCAACAGACUCGACGUGUUGAAUGACACCUCAUACGUGUCAUAUGUCUCGAUUGGUGUCAUAAAGAUAUCCCUCCUCUAUGAUUGGAGCACGGGAAGUGGUCGAGGAAUAGCAAAUAUUGCACGUCCGCACACUCAAGAGCUUUUCUGAAUUACUGUACAGUGAUAUAAUGAAAAUAAUAUUAUAUCAUUAUUGAAAGGGGGUAAUUGAAAUGAGUGUACAACUCGCUCGCCGCGCCGCUUACUUCUUUUCUCUUGCGGUUCACUACAGAGAGUAUAAACACCCUCUGGAGUAUAUAUCACUACUCGGAUUGUGGUGACGACGCUCUUCCCAUAGAGAGCGCUCUUUUGCCUGCCGACUAAGAUGUCUAUGGCCUGCCGCCGUUUGUUUUGACGGAUGGGAAGUGCCGUUCGUCUGCGGAUCAUCUGUUCGUGCUGUACUAUCGGCAACGAAGUAAUUUACUAAUGGAUGAAUUAAAAAUGGAUGCAGGAAGUGCCAUAAAAUAUGAAGAAGUUAAACUAGAGCAUGAUGACUGGAUAGAAAAUCCUCUUCAGAAUUCCACAGCACUAAAUAAGCUGAGCACAUUUGUUAGUGAUGUAAAAGAAGAAGAUAAUGAAGAGGAAGAGCUGGAGUUUCCAGCCACAGUUUUUCUUGAGGCUUAUGAGGACACUCAAGAAUUUGUGGAUGAAUCUGAAGACCCCUUGGCAAUAUGUAGUGAGACUAUUGAUGACAAAGCUGCGUUGAAGGAUACAAGUUUUUCGAUCUCAGAUCCGAAUAACGUCCACAGUGCAGCAGGAGGUGAAAGAAACAAAACGAAAGCAGAGGCCUACCUGCAGCAGCAGCACCGAGAAUUGAAACUACACCGCCAUCCCAAAUGUGAAGGGGACCCUGCAGGAGACUAUUCUGCAGCGGUUGGCGCGCCUGGUAAUAGUUGGAGUCGACGGUACGGAUGUUCAAUAUGCAAGAAAGACAUUUUUCACGCGAGUGUAAUCAAGCGCACCCACUUUGUCGAGAAGUGGUACAAAUGCUUGUGCUGCGAAAUGGGCUUUGGAGAAUUGGGCUCUCUAGAGAGUCACGUGCAGGUCCACGCGGGCGAGGGCUUUUUAGUGUGCGAGGUUUGCAAGACCUCUCGACAGUCUACUUCCGAUAUCCGCAUGCGACAACACGCAAGCGAAACUUCGUUCGAGUGUGUCGUUUGCAAAAAGAACUUCGCGAGUUCGGGAGCCUUGAAAAUACACAUGGAGACUCACGCCGACCCAAAGCCGUACGAGUGCCCACAGUGCAAGAAAAUUUUUGUUCAGAAGAUAGCUCUAGCUCAUCACAUGAGGACCCACCCCGCCGUAGCGUCGUUCAAAUGUUUGGUGUGCAAACAGGGAUUCGAAAGGAAGGAGACAUUGGUUGCUCACAUGCGGACCCAUACUGGGGAGGGGCCGUUCCAGUGUGAAAUGUGCUUGCGGACAUUCGUGAAAACGGAGAGUUUGGCCAAACACGUUCUGACUCACACGGAUGAGAAACCUUUCUCCUGUCCUGAUUGCCAACGGAAGUUCACGAGCAAGGCGUACUUGGUUAGACAUAUGACAACUCACUUUCACAGCAGGCAGUACGAGUGCGGCGUUUGCGACCGGAAGUACGUCCGAGAGAGAGAUCUGCUGAUUCACUCGCGGAAGCACAACGGUGUCAAUCGGUUCGAAUGCCGCGUCUGCCACGAAGGCUUCGCCAAUCGGGGCUCUUUAAACGUUCACCAAAAGUGCCACGCGGGCGCGAAACCCUUCAAAUGUACAGACUGCAACUUGAGCUUCGCCCGGCAGAAGAGUUUGAACAAGCAUUUGCGGAGCCACACGGGCGAGACACCGUACGAGUGCAGCUUCUGCGAGAGAAAGUUCGCGAGGAGCGAGCAUUUGAACCAUCACCUGCGGACCCACACGGGGCAGAAACCGUUCGAAUGCCUCGAGUGCGGGACGCGGUUCGCGACCAAGGACGAAAUGGUCAGCCACGCGAAGGGCCACGCCGGCGACAACGCGCAUCUGUGCUCAGUCUGCGCGGGCAGGUUUCCACGAAGGGAGGCGUUGGAUAUUCACAUGCUGACCCACACCUCUUGCGCGAAAAAGUACGAGUGCCCAACGUGCAAGCGGUCGUUCGGGUAUAAGAAUCACCUGGCAACGCACAUGAAAAGUCACUCGAGGAGACGGCCACUGAUGGCGCGCGCCGAGGGGGAAGCAGAUCCGAAUGACUAGUCUUUCGCGGUGUGCAACUGAAACUUCAGCCUGCGAAUUGAAAGGUUCAGGGCGGAGUUUCAAAUGUCACUUAUCGCCCAGGGCAGUAACUGCAGAUUUCAGGGGUGGGGGCAAGAAUGGAUUAAUAAUUAUAUAUUCCUCUAUAAUUAUUUAUUCCAACCUACCCUCCUUUUUGGUUAUGAUUGAUAAUUUUCUUAAGAUAAUAAGUAGCUUUAUACGUUUUAGUUGAAAUGACGUUUUCAAUAAAUGUCACAGUGUUUGUAAUUUUUCACUCAUUGACGCGCCUGCAAACUCGAAAUAAUCAAUCAACUGCGUAUAGAUGAUGAAAACUCAUGGGUGAGUUAUUAUGCAGCCUCUCCGGCUUCAGCCAAUGAGCUUCAUGCACUAGUUUGC
Gryllus bimaculatus (two-spotted cricket) is the source of this 2772-nucleotide messenger RNA. The record is from the annotation of a GenBank genome assembly. Lineage: Eukaryota; Metazoa; Arthropoda; Insecta; Orthoptera; Gryllidae.